Molecule: messenger RNA, 1081 nt
Organism: Lactuca virosa
Lineage: Eukaryota; Viridiplantae; Streptophyta; Magnoliopsida; Asterales; Asteraceae
Source: the annotation of a GenBank genome assembly
AUGAAUCAACCUUGUGCUUUAAAAUCUUCACUUAUUCUCAUGUUUUCCUUAAUUUUUCAACCAUUAGUCAACAGUCAACUCGAUUACAAAUUCUAUGAUUCCACUUGUCCUAACUUAACAAAAAUCGUUAAGUUCAACCUCUGGUCAGCCAUGAAUAACGACUCCAGGAUCGCUGCUUCGCUUCUUCGCUUGCAUUUUCACGAUUGUAUUUCUAAUGGGUGUGAAGGGUCGGUGUUACUUGAUGCAACCAAUAGUUUCCAGAGUGAAAAGGACGCAAAUCCUAAUAGAAAUUCAGCAAGAGGAUUUGAGCUUAUUGAGAGCAUAAAAGCAAACGUUGAAAAAGCUUGUCCGGGAACUGUUUCUUGUACCGAUAUAUUGACACUCACAGUUAGAGAAGCCGUCUUCCUCUCGGGAGGGCCUUACUAUUCUUUACCCAUGGGGCGUCGUGAUGGCCUAACAGCGAAUAUAACCUUAGCAAACACCGAUAUUCCAUCGCCUUUCGAGCCUCUGGACAACAUCACCACAAAAUUUACUACAAAAGGUCUUAACCUAAAAGACAUGGUUGUACUCUCAGGUGCACACACGAUAGGAUUUGCACAAUGUUUCACAUUCAAGCAACGCCUAUUCAACUUUGAUGGAUCGGGUGGGCCCGAUCCACUACUCGAUGCGUCACUUGCAAGCAGCUUGCAAACAGUGUGUCCGAAUCAAGAUGAUUCGAACACAAAUCUGGUCCCACUGGACGCAGUUACCACAACAAAGUUUGACAAUGUUUAUUAUAGAAACCUCGUGAAUAAUUCGGGAAUUUUGGGUUCAGAUCAGGCUCUUAUGACUGAUAAUAGAACAUCGGGUAUGGUUUUAAAUUAUAGUAAGUUUCCGUAUUUGUUUGCUAAAGAUUUUGGUGCGUCGAUGGUGAAGCUGAGUACUGUUGGUGUUAUUAAGGGGCAAAAUGGUCAAAUUAGAAAUAAAUGCAAUCUUGUGAACUAGAAAGGUUGUGGAUUUGAUCGAAAACUUGGUCAUGUGUGUAUGAAUAAGCAGAAAUAUUUUGAAUAUUUGUCACAAACAUGUGAUAUAUUGUAUGGAU